AUGACCGAGAGAGCCAACAAAGGCAAACUGAAGAGAAGUCUGUCAUUGUCCAAGAGCAAGAAGAAAGGCAAUGUCAUAGCUGGGAUUUCUGCCAGUGCUGCCACCUCGACUCCAAUCACCUCCUUCUUCAGCAACCAGCCUCCAUCUAAGCUGGCCUGCCCCCUGUGUGGCCAAUUGGUACCAAAAUUCAAGAUCAAUGAGCACAUUGAUUUGCAAUGUCAGAACUUUGAGAGAGGAGACAGCAGUGCCGCCUCAGCAAGUAAUAGUGUUGUGCCAAGCAUCCAGCUGUCACCCAAAAAGAAUCCCACAAAGUCCCCAGAGCAGAAUCGAAAAAAGGAAGAAGAUGUCAAAGAGACCAAGACCAGUCCUUAUUUCAAAAAGAACAACAUUCAGCAGGAACCACGGGAGAUAAACAGUAAAACUGUGGUUAGGACAAUUGACCUGGGAAGUCUCUCCUCCAAGCUAUCUAGAAAGUGUCUUAAGCUACCAGAGAGGGCACCGACAGAUGGUAAACAUGUACCAGCGCACCCUGAAAAGGAGAGCGAUCCUCCUGAGACACUCAGCAGCUCACAGAAAGAAAAUGUUCUUAUUCAGGGUUCAGAGAACAAAAAAGACUCUGUGACAGUCAUUGACCUGACAGCAACAAAUGCUGAGACUCCACCAGCAGUGGGAGAUCUAUUGAGUUCAGAAAAAGGAUGUAAUCUUAAACAGAACACACCUAAACCUGAGACUUUCCAAAAAGUGGUUACUCCAACAUUGCACCCUUCUUCCUCCAAACUAGCAAAGAGGAAAAAGGAAACGACUUCAACUGGCAAGACAUCUGGUUUCAGAAAGAGAGCAAAAUUUGAGAGGAGCAGGGAGCCAGAGGAGGUGUUGCCAAUUGAAAAUAAAACAGAGAUGGCUGAUGUGGACCAACAUAAAACUGAAAUGCCCUCUACCUCUUCUUCUGACCCCCUUCUGAGUUCAGAGGAAAUUUUUGUGAAAAAUGCUGCAGUCAUCCAUAGUGUUUCGCUGCCAGAGUUUUGUGCUCAGCAAACCCCCAGUGAGCAGGCUGUGGAGAGCCUUCACCUACCACGACUUCCCUACUACCUCAGAAACUUCCGGACUGUAUUACAGGCUGUGCUGGAGAAUGAGGACGACAGGGCCUUGUUCAACCAGGAUGAUAUGUCACUCGUACAUGCAUUCGAGAGGCUGUCAGUCAUGGGACAGAAGCUGUACGUGAGGCUCUUUCAGAGGAAGCUGAAGUGGCUUCAAGUGAAUAAACUAGAUUAUGAAGAGAUAAGCAGCGACCUGGAACCUGUUGCUCAGGAGCUGGCUCAAGAUGGCUUUCUACAGACAGAAAAUGAUCUUGAGGACCUAGAAGAGGCUCUGGAUCUCCUGCCUGCUCCUGAACUCAAAGUUCUGGCUAAGACCUUCCACCUGGGCAGUUCUGGGACUCAGAAACAGCAGCUGGUGGAUGGGCUCCUUCGUCUGAGCAAGCAAAAGUCCCUCUUCUCUCUGGCCUCUGCUCAAAACAACAUUAGGGCUGUCAUCCUCAAAAGGGCGAAGCAGCUUGCAGGUUCCUGUGUGCGUCUGUGUCGUGCUCCUCGGGCUGUCUUCUCUCGCAUCCUUCUGCUCUUUUCUCUGACGGACAGCAUGGAUGAGGAGGAGAUGGCGGCUGGUGGCCAGAGCCAGCUUUUUACCAUCCUGCUGGUCAACUCAGGACGUCUGACCUUCCCGGACUACACAGUGAAGCGUACAGCCAAGGUGUUCCAGGACAGAGAGGAUCUGAUCAGAUAUGAAGCAUCCAUGCGAUCCCUGCAGGAGGUUAUCUCAGCUAUGCAGGUGGGUCAGUGGGAAGAGGCCCUAGAGCUUUACAUCACUGCCAAAAGUGCCUGGCAGGAGCUGAGGAAAAACCAUGACUUGAGCCAUCAGGAAGAGCUGCCUGUGUUCCUGCGCAGCUUCACUACAGGAUGGGCUUACACUCGUAUUUUAUCUAGAGGGGUGGAGAUCUUGCAGAGGCUACGUCAAUAUGAGGAAGCAGUAAAGGAGCUGCGGUCUUUACUGUUGCAGACUGUUUACUGUCCUGACAGCCGAGGACGAUGGUGGGACAGACUGGCACUAAACCUUCACCAGCACCUCAAAAAACCUGAGGAAGCUAUUUGUGCUAUUAGAGAUGGGCUGUCAGACACUCUGGUACGAACAGGACAUAAACUCGCCCUGCAUCAGAGAGCUGUUAGGAUGAAAGAGUCUGCCAGCUUCAAGAAGUACUACCUGCAACUCAGAAACUUACCCUCUAUUCAUGUCCAAGACGUCAAACAUGUAACAAUCCGAGGACAGCUGUUUCCUCAUGAAGGAGGCAUGGGGAAAUCUAGGUUUCUUUUACCGGCAAAUGGAGAGGGGGAAGAGAGUGCUGAUGCAACUGUAAUAUGUUCUGUGGAAGAACUGUCUUUAGCACAUUACAGCCAACAAGGUUUUGACCAAGGGAUCCAUGGUGAAGGUUCAACAUUCUCUAUGUUGUUUGCUCUUUUGCUGUGGGAUAUCAUUUUUAUGGAAGGUAUUCCAGAUGUUUUCCGGAACCCAUUCCAGACAUGUCCACUGGAUUUUUACACUGACUGUUUCUAUGAGAACAGAAAGGAGGCGAUUGAUUCUCGUGUUCAGUUACUCAUUGAGGCGUCUGUGGAGACACUACAUAGCAUGUUGGAGGAUGUCUGGACCUCACAGGAGGGUAAAGUGUGUUCAUUGGUCAGCUGGGAGCGUUUCUCAUCCCUUCAACAGGCACAGUCUCUCGUGUCUUGCCUUGGUGGAGCCUUCUUAGGAGGAGUAAUAGCAAGAAUGUCAAAAGACUACAGACACUGCCGUGGAGGUUUGCCUGAUCUAGUGGUGUGGAACACCUCAAACAACACUUACAAGCUGGUGGAGGUGAAGGGGCCCAAUGACCGGCUAUCCCAAAAGCAACAGAUCUGGCUGGAUGAGCUGCAGAAACUGGGGGCUGACGUGGAGGUGUGUCAUGUGGCGGCCACUGGAGCCAGGGGAGCUCGUCUGGAAUAAACAGACCCAGAAGGACUGAUUACAAAUUUGCUGCUAAUUAAUCAGAGUGUGGUGGAAAUGGAAACAUCAACGGAAAGACUCAAAAACAUGAUUUGAGUGCUUUUUCUGACUCUGGUCAUCUAGACUGGAUGUAGAUGUUUAUCUCCAAAAAUUCCAUUUGUCUUCCAUAUAUAACAAAUUUAUUCCUAUUUGAGUAUAAGGAAGGAGUGUUACUUGUGCCAUGUGGUGUUAUCAUCGAGGAAACCACUGCCUUCAACAGGAAGAGGUGCAUCAUGAGAUGAUCAUCACUGAGAACUGCCAGAAUCAGAAAUAGCUAACAUAACCAGAGCUGAUGCAUACCAGGAAAUUAUUUCAACAACCACACAAAAUUGAUGGUGUUUCCUUCUCUUUGGCAACACUAUAUUCUCAGGAUCUUGGGUUGCCAAGCAACGUAAACGUUUAGUUGGCUGCUUAUGAAUUGUAUGACAGCUCUACAAGUUUGUUAUGCAAGUAAUUACUGUGAUAAUAUGGCUAUAAAUAUUUAGUUUUGCCAUUACUCUACCUGAAAAAAACAUCAGUUAGGUACCAAGAAAGGAAUAAUAGA
Messenger RNA from Seriola dumerili (greater amberjack), 3613 nucleotides. RefSeq names its product FANCD2 and FANCI associated nuclease 1 (gene fan1). The transcript has 13 exons. Lineage: Eukaryota; Metazoa; Chordata; Actinopteri; Carangiformes; Carangidae. The coding region runs from base 1 to 3030 and encodes 1009 amino acids. Gene Ontology annotation, biological process: interstrand cross-link repair. Gene Ontology annotation, cellular component: nucleus. Gene Ontology annotation, molecular function: 5'-3' exonuclease activity; 5'-flap endonuclease activity; flap-structured DNA binding. The record is from RefSeq and is a predicted model, not a curated record.